Molecule: messenger RNA, 781 nt
Organism: Acaulospora morrowiae
Lineage: Eukaryota; Fungi; Glomeromycota; Glomeromycetes; Diversisporales; Acaulosporaceae
Source: the annotation of a GenBank genome assembly
AUGCAGUUAACCAUAAAUCUAAAUCACGUGUCAAAAGUUUUGGGAUGGUUUUUAUCCUCAGGUCAUAUUAAAUUGGCGGAGAAAAAGGGUUUAUCAAUAGAUUUUCUUUGGUAUAAUGUAUAUGGGUUUGCAUGUUAUUCGGUAUUCAAUCUCUCAUUUUUCAUAUCGGAAAAAAUUCGACAAGAGUAUCGCGACCAUAAUGAUGGAAAAGAUAACCUUGUUCAAAUGAACGAUGUGGUCUUUGCUUUACAUGCAUUACUAUUGAGUUCGAUAACUUUACUUCAAACAUACUUCUACAAGAGGGAUGCAAAUCAGAAAGUAUCCUCCGUAGCACUUUCAGUUAUAUUGGCAUCUACUUUUGGAGCAAUCUUAUUGUUUGCAGGCGUACUAUCAGGAAUAAAUCAAUGGAUCGAUCUUCUAUAUUUUAUAAGUUAUAUUAAAUUAGGCCUUAGUUUUAUUAAAUAUGUACCUCAGUUAUAUUUGAAUUUCGAAAGAAAAUCCACGAUCGGAUGGAGUAUUCACAAUAUUAUUUUAGAUUUCACCGGUGGUAUGUUGUCGAUCGUUCAAUUGGCACUAGAUGCUUAUGCCACAAAUAAUUGGAACGGAAUAUUGGGAUACCCCGUAAAGCUAGGCCUUGGUUUUCUUAGCAUGACAUUUGACAUACUAUUCAUGACUCAACAUUACAUACUAUAUCGAACAAGUGGUGAUCGCAAGUGUUAUAGUAAAAGUAUUGAUUGCAUUGAUGAUGUUGAUAUUGUGGAAGAGGAAGAUGUGCAGAAUA